Molecule: messenger RNA, 777 nt
Organism: Gracilinanus agilis (Agile Gracile Mouse Opossum)
Lineage: Eukaryota; Metazoa; Chordata; Mammalia; Didelphimorphia; Didelphidae
Exons: 4
Coding region: 1-777 (258 amino acids)
Source: RefSeq, a predicted model, not a curated record
AUGUCGAUGUUAGGAAGUCACGAGCGAGAAGCCUCCAUUCUCGGGGGACAAGGGAGGUUCGACGAGUCAUGGACUCUGAGAGCAGGAAGGGAGCGGAGACUUAAGCCCUACCUGAAGAACGCAGAACUCGCCGAGACAGAGAAGAAUGCUCAACUUGAGGAGUCGGAGGGCCUCGGGUUCGAAUCCUGCCUCUGCCACCUGGGCAGUGGCCUCUUAAUCAACGGUCCCCAAGCCUGGGGGUUGUUCGACGUCACUAGAGGACUAACUCCCGGGGAUCGGGGACUCGCUCCCUUCCCCAGAAACGUAGGACUAACCUCCGAUUGCGGCCGUGGCUGGAGGCGGUGCCUGACCCCGGGAGCCCCACGCCCCCACCGCCCGGAUACGACCUCCCCCCAAGGGGCCCGCAACAACGGCUCGGCAGGACGCCUCCGGCGCCUUCUCCCCGUAGGCCACGCUCCCCCAGCGUCCACACGAAACAACGGCGGAGUCGGCGGCGGGCCGAAACCGGACAGGGGCGGAGUGACAACGACCAGAGAACACCAGAGGCGCCAAAGGCUGAUGCGAGGAAGAUGGGUAGGCGGAAGGGGGCGCGGCCAGAAGCGUCCGCUCAACGUCAGCACGUCUGUACGCUUCACGUCACGUCGGCGGCCUUCCUUGAAGACCCUCUUGAAGAGUCAAGAUAAAGAUUUAUUGACCAGAGCAUCUGUAUUUUACUUUGUCUAUUCUGUAUCUUCUUUACCCGCUGGAUAUCAAGAAUUACAAAAACUUAUGCCCUGA